Messenger RNA from Dreissena polymorpha, 1856 nucleotides. Its product is annotated as major facilitator superfamily domain-containing protein 3-like. Gene Ontology annotation, biological process: transmembrane transport. The record is from RefSeq and is a predicted model, not a curated record. The transcript has 4 exons. Lineage: Eukaryota; Metazoa; Mollusca; Bivalvia; Myida; Dreissenidae. Gene Ontology annotation, molecular function: transmembrane transporter activity. The coding region runs from base 509 to 1822 and encodes 437 amino acids. Gene Ontology annotation, cellular component: membrane.
AAUUUUAUAAAAUCAGAUAAUUUACUCAAAUUUACCAGUUAUGAUAAAUAUGCCAUAUGUUUUCCAAAACAUGGAACUGCUGAAUCUAUAGGAAUGAAUGACAUUAUAGGGAAGAAAAAAAUCUGCUUUUUUUGCCUUUGUAUUGAUAUGUUAGCUUACUACACAUUGUCCUGGCUCGCUUAUUCACUUUGAUAGAAUCAAGGGAGACCAAUGCAACAGGAAGUGACAUUAGAGUGAUUUGCUCUUUGUUUACAUUUUACAGGAAGUGCAUGUUGUGUCAGAUAAAUGAGAACCAAAGUGUGUAAGAUUUUGUCUUUUCAUCAAAAUGCAUCAUCAGUUGAAACAAUGAAGUGUUGUUAAGUAUUGUGAAUGUUAACUGAUGAAAAAAGCACAUAAAAACUCAUAACAAGAUAAGUCUAAGAACUGGAGUGACAAAUAUACUUAUAUAAUGAUACUUAUGUUAUGAAGAGAAUUUUUAACACAGUGUUAGGUGAAUUGUUAGAAAGAAAUGUUGUCAAGGAAUAUUUGUUUCCUGUCAUUCCUGUAUUUUCUGCAGGGUCUACCGUACGGACUUCAGUCCAGGUUCCUCCCACUUUACUUCAGAACUCAUGGCAUGUCAUUGUCACAUAUUAGUUUCUUCAAAUUGCUACUCAUUCCUUGGAUGUUGAAGGCGCUAUGGGCUCCAUUUGUGGACAGAUACGGGACCAAAAAGCUCUGGCUUGCUUAUAGCAUGUUUGGAUUGUUUCUAACAUGCAUUUUGGGGUCUUUUACGGAUCCAAAGUACACGUUCCUACUUGGAUUUGUUUUGUUUCUGUUUAACUUUCUUACAGCAACUCAGGAUAUUGCUGUUGAUGGAUUGGCAAUUCAGGUUUUAGCUGCUUCAGAGCUAGCAUCAGGAAAUAUUGCCCAAGUUGUUGGUUAUAAAUUUGGUGCUAUUUUUAGUGGUGGUUUCAUUACCUGGUUAGGAGAGUUGUAUGGACUUCAAUGGGGAACUAUAUUUGUUGGCUUGGCAAUAUUUUACUUAAUGGCAUACUUAUUGGUUGUUAAAAUUGUGCCCACUGAAAACCAAGAUCACAAACCACCUAAGGAGGAUUCCUACAAGAAAUCAGACAAUGAAAAUGACUUGCCUCAAGAGAAGAGUGCUGGAAGUGUUAGUAAGGGUAGACAUUGGAUCAUCAAGCAUUUCCAGUUUGUUCUUCAUACUCAAGAAACAAAAUGGACUCUUCUUUAUGUGCUUGUCUACAAGUUAGGUGAGCAGGGUGCCCUGACCCUGGUGCCCCUAUUCCUGGUUGACCAGGCUGUGCCUGCGAGCUCUGUGGGGUUCUGGACAGGGCUCGUGGGUCAGACUGUCUCCAUACUGGGCUCCCUUCUUGGGGGAUGGCUUGUUGCUUGCUUCAGGAUCACACCAUACAGAGGUAUCCUGUUGUUCUCCCUGUUCCGGAUAGUGUUGCUUGCCAUGGUCUUCAUUAGUGUGCUCACAUGGCCCUCAGUGGAUGCAGCCAGCUACAGCUCUAUCUCAUAUGGUGUCCUAGUUGGCCUGAUGUGUACCAUGUUGCUAGGCAGCGGGGUCAUCACAACCACGACCUUCACCUUGAUGAUGUUCUGCUCCCAGAGGUCACCAAGUGCAAUCCAGGCCAGCCAUUACACAACCAUGGCUACUGUGGAAGUCCUGGGCAAACUGACAUUCUCUGUGCUGAUUGGCUCAUUGGCUGACAUGUUUGGAUACUCUUUGACAUUUCUGUUAUUUGUCAUGUUAGCCAUUGUUGUUCUACCUGUUAUUUUGAAGUGUCCACAGUCUCUAAUUGACAUGUUUGAAAGAUGAUUUAGCAUUAUGCCUAGUAAAAAAUUGAACACUA